UAUGGCUUAUUUUGGAAAUAAUCAAUAGCGUGGUGAAUUAUAAGAGUUGUUUGCUGAUUUGAAUGACUUAAAUUUUGAGAAAAAGAAAGAAGUAUAACAUUAAUAAAUAUGUUAUUAAGGCUAUAAAGAAAGUUAUUGCAUAUAUGACAGUAGGAAAAGAUGUGUCACAAUUAUUUUAAUCUGUAAUCAAAUGUCUUGAAUUUUAAGACAUUGAAAUGAAAAAGUUGGUAAUAAUAUUGGUUAUUAUUUUAUAGAUUUACUUAUAUAUAGUGAAUUAUUCUCGUUAAAAACCAGAUGAUGCUAUUAUGGUGAUCUAAAAUUUUAGAAAAGAUGUUCGUAAAUCAGAAAAUCCAUUAGUAAGAGCAUUGGCUAUAAGAACAUUUGGUUGUUUGAGAGUUCCCAAAUUGAAUGAAUAUUUAAUUGAACCACUCAAAGAUUGUAUAUAAGAUGAUGAUCCUUAUGUACGCAAAACUGCUGUUUUAUGUGUUCCUAAAGUAAUUUCUUUUCAUUUUUAUUAGGUAUUUGAAGUAUCACCUGAAUUAUGUCCAGCCUUAUUAGAAUUAUUAUAGAAACUAUUGGAAAAAGAAUCAAAUGCAUUGGUUUUAGCAAAUUUAAUUUAAUCCAUGAGAGAAAUUGAAGUUGUUAAUGGUAAACAAUUAAUUCUAAUGAAUCCAAAAAUUAUAUAAAAAUUACUAUUGGCUAUUGAUGAAUGUAUGGAAUGGGGAUAAAUCUUUAUACUUGAUUAUUUGGCUACUUAUGAUCCAGUUGAAUCUAAAUAAGCUGAAAUUAUUAUUGAAAGAACAUUGCCAAGAUUGAGUCACAUCAAUCCUACUGUAACAUUUUGUGCUGUUAAAUUAAUACUUAAAUAUUUAGAUCAUCUUGAUAAUGGAGAUUUAGUCAAAAAUCUUUGUAAAAAAAUAUCACCUUCACUUAUUUCAUUAUUAUCUUGGAAUUAACCUGAAAUUUAGUAUACUAUUCUUAGAAAUAUAUCAUUAAUAUUGUAAAAAUUUCCUAUUCUAUUUGAAAAUGAAGUCAAAGUCUUCUUUUGUUCAUUUAAUGAACCAUAUUAUAUAAAAUAUGAAAAAUUAGAUAUUAUGGUUAGAAUUUGUGAUUCUAAAAAUUUUAAUUAAGUUCUUAAUGAAUUAAUGAUAUAUCUUAAUGAAGCAGAUCCUCAUUUUGUAAGAAAAACAAUUAAAUCAAUUGGUAAAAUUGCCAUAAUGUAUGAUAAAGCACUUUCUGAGUAAUAAUAAUUAUUUAUUAUGUUAGAGCUGUUUAAAUCUUAGUAGAAUUUGCUAAAAAUGUUUAAUAAGCAAAUGAACCUGUCUAAGAAUUAUUUAUUUAAAUGUAGAUUCUUUACAGAAAAAAUAGAAAUUUAUAUAAGACUAAUGAUAGUCUUAAAAUACUUUUCAAUAUCCUUGAAUAUGCUAAUGAACCAGAAGCAAAAGUAUUAUUAUAUAUUAUCAUAACUAAUAGAGUGCAUGUGCUUGGAUUGUUGGAGAAUUUGCAGAAUUCAUUCCAAAAUCUGUUGAUAAAAUGAAAGAAUACAUUGAUAAUUUCUUAAUUGAAGAUAGAUUAGUAUAGUUGUAAUUGUUAACAUCAGGAGUUAAACUUUAUAUCAAAUAUCCUUCAUUAUGUUCAGCAUUAAUUUAAUAACUUAUAAAUUCUGCUAAAGAUUCUUUCAAUCCUGAUGUAAGAGAUAGAACAUAUAUUUAUUGGAGACUAUUAUCUACUGAUCCUGAAAUUGUAAAGAAUUUAGUAUGCUCUGUUCCUGCAAAUUCAUCUCAAUUUUAAAAGGAUAUACGUUUAUGGGAGACAAAAGAUUUAAUUAUUGCCUUAGAAAAUAUGGGAAGUAUUAGUAAUCUAUUUCACAAAUUACCAAAUUAAUUAUAUAAAAAUAUUAAAAUUAGAAAUAAGUAAUAAUAAUUUAUAUUUAAGUCAUUAACAAGAAGCAAAAAUAUAUAAGGCUGAUGAAAAGUAAGAUAUUCCAUAAAAAGAAUAAGAAAUAAAAAAAGAAGAUCAAAAUCAAUAAAUAUAACAAUAACCAAAAUAAGAUUUUGAUUUAUUAAAUUUUGAUGAACCUGUUUCAAAAAGUAACAAUAAUAAAAUAGAUGUUUAUGAUUUAAUUUGA
This is a messenger RNA of Paramecium pentaurelia, 2128 nucleotides long. The record is from the annotation of a GenBank genome assembly. NCBI's taxonomy places the organism in Eukaryota, Ciliophora, Oligohymenophorea, Peniculida, Parameciidae.